Molecule: messenger RNA, 1951 nt
Organism: Alnus glutinosa
Lineage: Eukaryota; Viridiplantae; Streptophyta; Magnoliopsida; Fagales; Betulaceae
Product: glucan endo-1,3-beta-D-glucosidase
Exons: 4
Coding region: 286-1698 (470 amino acids)
Biological process (GO): carbohydrate metabolic process
Cellular component (GO): plasma membrane
Molecular function (GO): hydrolase activity, hydrolyzing O-glycosyl compounds
Source: RefSeq, a predicted model, not a curated record
GUGUCGCUGCAUGAAACAAAUUUCUGAAUGUUCAGAGCAUCAGAAACGCCACUUCGACUUCGUACCCUUCCAAAGCCACGCGUCCAACUCACGCAGGAACUUUCAGCUCGCACUUACUCCAUCUUGAUGCGCUGAAGUGCGUACGCUUUACAAAAGUUCUCGCACCUCCGAAACCUCCUUUUACGAUCUUGCCCUUGGCCUUUUCGCGUCUCCAUCUAUAUCCUGCCGCUACCUUCAACCUCCCGAAUACUCUGAGAGUUGCUAAACCGAGAGUCCUCUUCACCUAUGGCGGUGCUUCGUAACGUUGGUGUUCUCGUCUUUCUUGCCCUUUUCCAUGCUGUACACGUCGCCAACUCGCAAUCAUUCAUCGGCGUGAACUAUGGGCAAGUCGCCGACAACCUCCCGCCACCUUCAGCCACCGCGAAGCUUCUCCAAUCCACCUCAAUACAAAAGGUCCGACUGUACGGAUCCGACCCUGCCAUAAUCAAAGCACUGGCGAACACCGGGAUCGGAAUCGUCAUCGGCGCUUCCAACGGCGACAUCUCGACCCUAGCCUCCGACCCGAACUUCGCCAGGAACUGGAUCAACUCCAACGUGAUCCCCUUCUACCCAGCGAGCAAGAUCAUCCUCAUCACCGUCGGCAACGAGGUCAUGACCUUCGGCGAUCGGGGCCUCAUGGAGCAGCUCCUGCCGGCGAUGCAGAACCUGCAGAACGCCCUCAACGGCGCGUCGUUGGGCGGGAAGAUCAAGGUCUCGACGGUUCACUCCAUGGCGGUGCUCAAGCGAUCGGAGCCUCCGUCUUCCGGAAGCUUCGACCCGAGUGUAAGCGACCUGCUGAAGGGGCUCUUGGCCUUCAACAAAGCCACCGGGUCGCCUUUCACGAUCAAUCCGUACCCGUACUUCGCAUACCGGGGCGACCCGCGGCCGGAAACCUUGGCCUUUUGUCUUUUCCAGCCGAAUUCGGGGCGGUUCGACCCAAACACGAAGAUCAAGUACACAAAUAUGUUCGAUGCUCAGGUCGACGCGGUUCGGUCGGCGUUGAACUCUAUGGGCUUCAAGGACGUCGAGAUUGUGGUGGCGGAGACUGGUUGGCCGUACAAAGGAGACGGUAACGAGGUGGGUGCCAGCGUUGAAAAUGCUAAGGCUUAUAACGGUAACUUGAUUGCCCACCUAAGGUCCAAGGUGGGGACCCCAUUGAUGCGGGGGACGUCGGUGGAUACGUAUCUGUUUGCGCUGUACGAUGAGGACCUGAAACCUGGGCCUGCUUCUGAGCGAGCUUUCGGCCUCUUCAAGCCUGAUCUAACCAUGACCUAUGAUGUUGGGCUCUCCAAGAGUAGCCAGACUCCAUCGGCAUCUACGCCAAAAACUCCAGUUACUCCAUCACCAACUCCAGUUACUCCUUCACCAAAGCCGAAGAAAGCAGCGUGGUGCGUGCCAAAGGGAGGAGUAUCAGAUGCCCAAUUGCAGACAAACUUGGAUUAUGCUUGUGGACAGAUCGGGAUGGAUUGUGGUCCAAUCCAACCAGGCGGGGCUUGCUUUGAACCUAACACGAUCGCAUCUCAUGCUGCUUAUGCCAUGAAUCUCCUCUACCAAACUGCCGGUCGGAAUCCAUGGAACUGUGAUUUCUCACAGACGGCCACACUCUCAUCCAACAACCCCAGCUAUAACAACUGCGUUUACCCCGGUGAGAGUACCUGAGAAGUGGACUAGUUUCUACGUUAUCAAACGAAUAAAGGAUUCUCACUUGAAAUGAAGAGGGAAUUUGUACGAGUCAGCAGGAAUUCGAAAUCUCUCUCUAAUGCUUGUGAAGAAAUGUUUAUAUAUAUGAAUUAGGAAACGCUCUCUAAGUGUAAAUGUUUAAUAGUGCUUGUAGUUGGUAAUAGACUUGUAUUUCUUUGAAUUCUUCUUUGUGAAUCGGAGAUUUUACUAUAUAAUAUAGGUCUUUUAUAAA